This is a messenger RNA of Phytomonas sp. Hart1, 1074 nucleotides long. The record is from the annotation of a GenBank genome assembly. NCBI's taxonomy places the organism in Eukaryota, Euglenozoa, Kinetoplastea, Trypanosomatida, Trypanosomatidae.
AUGCUGCUAUUAAUUACGAAUGGGAUCUUCUCCGCAAUUUUAUUUUUAGUGGUUGGAUUUCCACCUUUAUACAUCAAUCGAUGUUUUUCGCCUGAAGAGGACGCUCAUUCACCCUGUAUAAAUGAGAUCUGCUCCGAUAUUACUAUCAGUAACCUUGUGAAGGAAAAGCUUUAUCUUCUAGUUUCUAUACCCUUAUGUGUGACGGCUAACUGCAUCUUUCUCUACUUUACCUACUAUCGGUCCAUCCGAUUUAUUCAGUUCCGCGUUGAGAAAAAUAUUCUUUCGCUAUGUGAAUACAAAUGCGAGGUUCAGAAAAUAAGAAAUGAGCUAGAUGGCCAUUCGUCGGGAAUCAAUCGUUCUUCAAUGUUGAAUCUCAAAAGUUUACGUGGUGAAGUUAUGUCUCCCAUACAACUACACAACCUUAGUGCAACUCAACCUAAAGACAGCGAGUUGAACGCACCCAAUACUGUCAGAGGCGCUAACAUAACUUCGAUCUUAAGUUGGCGUUCACGUGCUGAAUUUAUCCGAUACUCUAGACCAAAUAAUGUUAAAAAGGACACUUAUGUUAUCCCUGUUAUCUUCCGGGAAAUUCGAGCGCUUUACAUUGAAGUGGAAAACAUAUUUUUUACGUCUGCCAUGAUCGCAGAGAAAAACUUUCUCAUUGUUAAGUAUAAACUUGUGGACACGGCGGAACCACAGCCUAAUGUCAAUUUGAAGCCAACGAAGACUUCCAAAGAGUCAACAUCAGAGGAUUAUUCCAAUUCCAAACGUAUUCCUGCCCUCUUGCUAGGGGUUUCUGUUCGGAAACAAUUACUCUGGCAACAACAAAAGCAACAUACGCGCGAGCUCCACUCAUACGCCGGACGUCCUAUGGGCACAAAUGCUGUUGUGCACAUAAAACCAACCUCCAAUCUUAACUAUUUUCACUCGAAGCCUUUAAUGCUAACAGAUGUGAAGAGCAACGCAAGGCCCUCCCUUGCCUUACACCACAAUUCUGAUAACCAACUCGACACUGGUAACAAUGGAUUUGAAGUGUCGGAUCCAUUAUCAACUACGCCUCAUUACCCAAAAUAA